AGACCAAUAUUUGUGAGUCUGAGGUCAAAUUUUGAUCACAACUCGUACAAUUUUGUUUAUUAUACUUGUUAAUAUUUGUUUUAUGAAUCAUGAUUGGACAAAGUUUUUAAAAACAAAAGAUCUUCCUUUCAUAUAUAAACCUGUUAUGUUAAUUUCGAUUAAUUUCCCUGAAGAAGUUCGGACCAGAUUGACGAACGAAACGUUGGAAUUACUCAUUUCAAUAUCGCUGAGAUUUUACAAAUAUAAUAUUUUACAAAUGUCUACUUCUCACUCGGCGCCGAAAUAUUAUAGAAGUAUUCUGUCAAAUCUUGACUACAGUUCAUUGGAUUUAUUUUGUAAUCGAAUUAAAUUCACAAAGAAACUAUGUAAUUGGCACAAUCAUCGUGUUUCCACUCUCCGUUGUCUGCACCAGAAUGCCUAUCCUAAAUUCGUAGCUGUCCAGUCACCUGACAACUUCAGUAGGUCGAAUAAUGCAGCUGAAUUUUCAGAAAGAAGACAAAGUAAUAAGUUUGACAGGGUGCUUCAACUCAACUCUAAUCCUAAACACCAUAAUUUUGAAAAUACGUCUAAUCAUAAAAUUCUAGAUACUAACAGUUUGAACAGACAUGAAGGUGUGAUGUUAGAUGACGCAUAGGAAAUCCUGAUUAAAUAAUAAAUAAGAAUGGAUAUGUAUCACUAACUAAUAAGACUUGGUCAAAGUUUCCCGACUGUCUGUCUCUACUUAUGGAGAGGUUAAGAAAAUGUCUUACAACUGUUAAAAAAAACAGCGACACACGCAUGCACACUGUCUUUAAAGUGUUUCACAAAGGUAGACCAAUAUUUGUGAGUCUGAGGUCAAAUUUUGAUCACAACUCGUACAAUUUUGUUUAUUAUACUUGUUAAUAUUUGUUUUAUGAAUCAUGAUUGGACAAAGUUUUUAAAAACAAAAGAUCUUCCUU
Molecule: messenger RNA, 938 nt
Organism: Trichobilharzia regenti
Lineage: Eukaryota; Metazoa; Platyhelminthes; Trematoda; Strigeidida; Schistosomatidae
Source: the annotation of a GenBank genome assembly